Nicotiana attenuata is the source of this 1116-nucleotide messenger RNA. RefSeq lists its product as uncharacterized. The record is from RefSeq and is a predicted model, not a curated record. Bases 1 to 1116 code for a protein of 371 amino acids. Gene Ontology annotation, molecular function: nucleic acid binding. The transcript has 5 exons. Gene Ontology annotation, biological process: DNA integration. Lineage: Eukaryota; Viridiplantae; Streptophyta; Magnoliopsida; Solanales; Solanaceae.
AUGCCAUUCGGGCUGAAGAACGCAGAAGCAACCUAUCAAAGAUUGGUCACUAAAAUGUUCAAAGAUCAAUUUGACAAGACCAUGAACGUAUAUAUCGACGACAUGCUAGUCAAGUCCGUGAAGGCGGAGGACCAUAUUGACCAUUUGAAGGAAGCUUUCGACAUACUGAGAUGGUACGAAAUGAAACUAAACCUAGAGAAAUGCGCGUUUGGUGUAGCUUCGGGGAAGUUUUUGGGUUUCCUAGUGUCACAAUGGGGGAUCGAGGUCAACCCAGACCAAAUUAAAGCCAUCGAAGGGAUACCAGGGCAACUAACUACUAAGAAGGAAGUCCAAAGCUUAACUGCUCUGGGAGAGCUAAAGUCGUAUCGAUCAUCACCACCUCUACUAUCAAAGCCCGAACCAGGGGAACAUCUCCUCGUCUACCUGGACGCCUCCAAAGUGGCAGUAAGUGCACUUCUGAUCCGAGAAAGUAAAGACCGAGAUCUACAAGCUGCUGCUCAGGUUCGUCGAAUGCCUGCUCGGCCAGAUCCUGCAUGCUUGGAACGCCGAAGCGGACGGCCUCGCCAAAUUAGCCGCAGCCACCAAAGCAUCAUAACUGGGGAUAAAAGUGUAGUCCACCUCCUCAAUUCCUCGCCAGACCAAAUCGAGGUGAACAUCUCCACUCAGUCACCUCUCCGUAGCUGUUCAUCAAGUGGGGAAUGGAUAUCUAGCGUUCACCCAAAUACGCGAAUAAGAGGUAAUCACCUUCAUAUGGAGAAAAAUCAUCUGCCGAUUCAGCUUAUCCAAGAAAUCAGCUACGACAACGAACCUCAGUUCAUGAAAAAGAAAACCGCCGAAUUCUUUGAGAAAUGGCAUAUUAAGAGGAUACUUUCAAUCCCGUAUCACCCAACGGGUAACGGGAAGGCAGAAUCCUCUAACAAGUUCAUAUUAAACAUCAUGAAGAAAAAGCUCGAAGACGUCAAGAGACCGUGGCCGGAAUUACUCCCAGAAGUAUUAUGGGCAUAUAGAACCACCCCGAAGACAAGCACAGGGGAGACAACCUACUCUCUGGUCAAAGGGACCGAAGCAGUCAUACCAGUCGAAGUUGGAGAACCCAGCCUAAGGUACUCCCACUAA